This is a messenger RNA of Fragaria vesca subsp. vesca, 581 nucleotides long. Its product is annotated as trafficking protein particle complex subunit 2-like protein-like. The transcript is spliced from 5 exons. Gene Ontology annotation, biological process: endoplasmic reticulum to Golgi vesicle-mediated transport. The record is from RefSeq and is a predicted model, not a curated record. NCBI's taxonomy places the organism in Eukaryota, Viridiplantae, Streptophyta, Magnoliopsida, Rosales, Rosaceae. Bases 66 to 524 code for a protein of 152 amino acids. Gene Ontology annotation, cellular component: cytoplasm; nucleus; TRAPP complex.
CAAAAGCAACCCACACGGCAGAGCUGAGCAAAGCAAAACAGAGGAGUGAGACAGAGCCGGAGAAGAUGAUCGUGUGCGUCGCCGUCGUUGGGCAUCAGAACAACCCUCUUUACAUACAAAGCUUCACUGAUGCCGAUGACGCCCUCAAGCUCCACCACAUCGUCCACUGCUCCCUCGACGUCGUUGACGAGCGAGUGAACAAUCCGAAGAAGUCGGGACCGACAUUGAAUGAGACAUUCUUGGGUCUGCUUUAUCCAACUGAAAACUACAAAGUGUAUGGUUAUUUGACUAACACCAAGGUGAAGUUUAUCUUGGUGACUACUGAUAUGGAUGUUAAAGAUGCAGAUGUCAGAAAUUUUUUCAGGAGAUUCCAUGCUGGGUAUGUGGAUGCAAUUUCAAACCCAUUUCAUGAACCAGGGAAAAAGAUAACCUCAAAAACCUUUGCUGAAAAGGUGGAAUUGCUUAUGCUCGUCUACUUUGUAUCACAACAUAAACAGAUAUUGCAUCACUUCAGUUGUAGAUGAAACCAAUGUUUCUGAAAUUUUUCUCCAAAUCAGAUACUGCUUUUCUAAUAGUGUAAA